This is a messenger RNA of Raphanus sativus (radish), 2589 nucleotides long. RefSeq names its product putative WEB family protein At4g17210. Gene Ontology annotation, molecular function: protein binding; phosphoprotein phosphatase activity. Gene Ontology annotation, cellular component: nucleus. The transcript is spliced from 7 exons. Lineage: Eukaryota; Viridiplantae; Streptophyta; Magnoliopsida; Brassicales; Brassicaceae. The record is from RefSeq and is a predicted model, not a curated record.
CUUAACAUUCCUCCUAUUGUUGUCGGAUCCAAAAGUUUCUUUGUCGAGAUUUUGGUUGCGUAGAUGGCUUCUUCAUCAUCAUCAUCUCCGACGCCGGAUGCUGCAGUGAGCGCGAUGGAGGAGGAGCUGACUCUAAUAGUAAAAUGGAGCGGAAAGGAGUACACACUUCGAAUCUGCGCGGACGACUCAGUUGCUGAGCUGAAACGUCGCAUCUGCUUUCUCACCAACGUCUUGCCCAAGCGCCAGAAGCUUCUCUACCCCAAAGUCGGAAACAAGCUCUCCGACGACUCUCUUCUGCUCUCGCAGAUCCCUCUCAAGCCCUCUCUCAAGAUGACCAUGAUCGGUACUACGGAGGAUGAUAUAAUAGUAGAUCAAGUAACAUCGGAUGACGUUGUUGAUGACUUUGAGCUUGGGAAGGACGAAGUGGUGGAUAUUAAGGACAAAGAGCUUAAUAAGCAGAAGCUGAGGAGGAGAGUCGAUCAGUACAAGAUUAAGCUUGUUAAUCCAUGUCGCAAAGGCAAGAAACUGCUUGUUCUGGAUAUUGACUACACUUUGUUUGAUCACCGUUCAACUGCUGAGAACCCGUUGCAGCUUAUGCGUCCUUAUCUUCAUGAGUUUCUUACUGCUGCUUAUGCAGAAUAUGAUAUCAUCAUAUGGUCUGCCACUAGCAUGAAGUGGGUUGAGUUAAAGAUGGGAGAGCUUGGUGUGCUGAACAAUCCCAACUACAAGAUAACAGCCCUUCUCGACCAUCUAGCCAUGAUCACAGUUCAGUCAGACUCUCGUGGAAUCUUUGAUUGCAAGCCACUAGGCUUAAUUUGGGCACUUUUGCCUGAGUUCUACAACUCCCAAAACACUAUCAUGUUCGAUGAUCUGCGAAGGAACUUCGUGAUGAACCCUCAAAACGGUCUUAAAAUCAGGCCGUUCAGGAAAGCUCAUGUGAAUCGAGACAAGGAUGACGAGCUUGUAUUGCUGACUCGGUACCUUCUGGCAAUAUCAGAGCUUGAUGAUUUGAGUUCUUUGGAUCAUAGCAGAUGGGAGACAUUCUCAGAGGACAGUGUUAAAAGGCAAUGGAUUAAAGGAAGGCCUUAAGAGUAAACCAAAGACAUGAACGCAAAACAUGGCGACCCUCUGGUCCAUUAUUUGGUUUCUGGAAGACUAAACAUCAUCCAGACGAUCAACAUCAAUCUCUCUCUUUCUCUUUCUCUGCUGCUUUUACGUAAAAGCAGUGAAAUGGAGACUCCGUUGAUGGGUAUGGAGACUCCUCCUCGGAGCAGUGAAAUGGAUAGAGUCCAUCUCUGUCUUGAUAGCUCUGUCAAAGCCAAAGCACGAGCUCUCUCUGAUCUCGACUCUGCUCAGCACAAGGCCUCUGAUCUGAUGGCUAAACUAGAAACCACCAAACAAUCCAGAAAACGUGCCAUCCUGACCAAACACACGAUGAGCCAACGGUUAGAGAAACUCGAGUUUCAAAACCAAGAAACAGAGAGCGUAAGAGAGAGUUACAUUUUGGCCACCGCAGAGCUAUUCAUGGCUAAGGAGAAGCUUGCGGAAAUAGAACAAGAGUUCAGCAUCUCCGUGGAAGAAAGGUUAGCUGAGCUUCAAAGGGCAGAGGAAGCAGAGUGCUCAUCGGUGGUUAACUCCCAAAAGAUCAAUGGCAUGUUGGAAGAGAUAGCAGAGAUGCGUGACGCUGCUGAGAUGUUUAAAUCUGACGCUGAUAAGAAGAAAGAGGAAGAGGCAAAGAUAAAGGAGAAGAACAUUGAUGCGAGAGAGACUUACGCGGAGAUGAAACGAGAGGCUGAGAAGAGGCUGGACGAUCUGAGGCAAGACUGUGACCCUGAACUGAGGAAAGAUAUCGAUGAGCUUAAGGAGAUAUCUGCUGAAAACGAGAGUUUACAGCAAGAGAUCAAGAUUGCUCGUGAACUCAAAGAGGCCAAGAGUGGGAUGCAAGGUAUUUGUGAUGAAGAGAGGUCAUACAAAAGCUUGGUGGGAUCACUCACGGUGGAGUUAGACGGAGUGCAGAGAGAGAACAGAGAUCUGAAGGGUAAGGAGAGACAAGAAGUUGAAGAAGGAGAAUGGGUAGAAGAGAGUCUCAAGGUUGAAGAAACCAUGCGUGAAGCAGAGAGAACAAGACAAGAAGCGGAAGAGACGAGGCUGCACGUGGAUGAGCUAAGGAGAGAAGCAGCAGCAACACAUAGCGUGAUGGGUGAAGCAGUCAAGCAGCUGGAGGUAGUUAGAAGAGCGGUGGAGGAAGCGAAAACCGUAGAGACAGUACUUACUGAUAAGAAGGAGAGUUUGACGCAUGAUGAUCCUGAUAAGAAGAUCAGAAUAUCACAAAAAGAGCACGAGGAAUUGACAGGGAAGCACGAAGAGUCUGAGAGAAUGGUGCAGUACAAGGCGAAAACGGUUGAUGCUAAGCUGGACGAGAUCAAUGAGAGCAGAGUAGAAGGGGAGAGCUUGUUGGAGGAGAAGAUGAAGGAGAUGGAAGAGGUAAAGGAAGCGACUGAUACCGCGUUGAGAAGCGCAGAGAUUGCAGAGGAAGCACACUGCAUAGUAGAUGCUGAGCUUAGAAAAUGGAAACCAGAAGAAUUGUAG